Propithecus coquereli (Coquerel's sifaka) is the source of this 1510-nucleotide messenger RNA. RefSeq names its product ribosomal modification protein rimK-like family member A (gene RIMKLA). The record is from RefSeq and is a predicted model, not a curated record. The transcript has 5 exons. NCBI's taxonomy places the organism in Eukaryota, Metazoa, Chordata, Mammalia, Primates, Indriidae. The coding region runs from base 127 to 1302 and encodes 391 amino acids. Gene Ontology annotation, cellular component: cytoplasm. Gene Ontology annotation, biological process: protein modification process. Gene Ontology annotation, molecular function: ATP binding; ligase activity, forming carbon-nitrogen bonds; metal ion binding.
CGCACCGGCGGGAGCGGAGCCGCGGCGCGCUCGCCGGGGACGCCGGCCGCCCGCCCGCCCUUGUGAGCGAGCGGCCCCGGGCGUCGAGGGGUCCGCGCCGCUCAGGGCGCCGCCGCCCUGGCCGCCAUGUGCUCCCAGCUCUGGUUCCUGACGGACCGGCGCAUCCGCGAGGACUACCCGCAGGUGCAGAUCCUGCGCGCCCUCCGGCAGCGCUGCUCCGAGCAGGACGUGCGCUUCCGGGCGGUGCUCAUGGACCAGAUCGCCGUCACCAUCGUUGGCGGCCACCUCGGCCUCCAGCUGAACCAGAAGGCCCUCACCACCUUCCCGGACGUGGUGCUCGUGCGGGUGCCCACGCCCUCAGUGCAAUCGGACAGCGACAUCACUGUCCUGCGACAUCUGGAGAAGCUGGGCUGCCGCUUGGUCAACCGCCCACAAAGCAUCUUAAAUUGCAUCAACAAAUUCUGGACAUUCCAAGAACUGGCUGGACAUGGGGUCCCCAUGCCAGACACCUUCUCUUAUGGUGGACAUGAAGACUUCUCUAAAAUGAUUGAUGAAGCUGAGCCCUUGGGCUACCCGGUUGUGGUGAAGAGCACACGAGGCCACCGGGGGAAAGCUGUUUUUCUGGCAAGAGAUAAACAUCACCUCUCAGACAUCUGCCAUGUGAUCCGCCAUGACGUGCCCUACCUGUUCCAGAAGUAUGUGAAGGAGUCACACGGAAAGGACAUCCGGGUGGUGGUGGUAGGGGGCCAGGUGAUAGGCUCAAUGCUUCGCUGCUCCACAGACGGACGGAUGCAAAGCAACUGCUCUCUAGGUGGUGUGGGCGUCAUGUGCCCGCUGACGGAACAAGGCAAGCAGUUGGCUAUUCAGGUGUCCAACAUCCUGGGCAUGGACUUCUGUGGCAUUGAUCUCCUUAUCAUGGAUGAUGGCUCCUUUGUGGUGUGUGAGGCAAAUGCCAAUGUCGGCUUCCUAGCCUUCGACCAGGCGUGCAACUUAGAUGUGGGUGCGAUCAUUGCAGACUAUACCAUGUCCUUGCUGCCAAACAGGCAGACUGGGAAGAUGGCUGUCCUCCCAGGACUGUCGAGUCCCAGGGAGAAGAACGAGCCAGAUGGCUGUGCUUCAGCUCAGGGAGUUGCAGAGAGCGUCUACACCAUCAACAGUGGGUCUACCUCUAGCGAGAGUGAGCCUGAACUGGGAGAGAUCCGGGAUUCCUCAGCAAGCACAGUGGGGGCCCCGCCUCCCAUGCUGUCCGAACCUGGCUACAACAUUAACAACAGGAUUGCUUCAGAAUUAAAACUUAAGUGAAUUCCUGCCUUUUGGCAGCAUUUAAACCAAAUCUUACUGCUUCCCUAGUAGUUUUCAGUGAAUAAAAUCUGGACUAAUGUGAUUUCAUUUGCACAGAAACUAGAUAUCCCAUCUGGGCACUCAGCAUUCUUUCUAACGAUGAUUUAAGCAAAUGGCCUAGCUUUGUGGUUUUUACAAAGACAAAUAUAAAAACACUCACCAACAACAA